AUGUGGUAUGGAGAAAGGUUAAACAAGCGUCGAAAUGCAAAGAAUCCUACUUUUUCUUUGUGUUGUAUGCAAGGUCAAGUGCAAUUGCCUCUAUUGAAAGAUCCACCACCAGUUCUGAAAAAGCUUUUGGAAGGCGAUGAUCCACGAAGGAGGCACUUCCAGAAACAUAUUAGACCUUACAAUAUGGUUUUUUCAUUCACUUCUCUUGGUGGUAAGGUACAGAGGUCUUUGAAAAAAGGUAGAGGGCCUGAUAUGUUUCAACUACAAGGUGAAAAUUAUCACUUAAUGGGUAAUUUGACUCCUCCUGAUGGUGGUGAAGCGAAGUUCGGACAGCUAUAUAUAGUUGACACAGAAAAUGAGGUUGAAAACAGAGCAAAAUGUAUAAGUUCUGGAAAAAAUAGUUUUGAGGUCAAGAAAAAGGAUAACCUCCGGAAAGACAUCAUUGAUGCUUUGAUGAAGAUGUUGAAUGAAGUUAAUCCAUAUGUCCAAAAGUUUAGAUGCGCAAGAGAUCGUUUUAACACUGAUCCUGAAGAUUCAUUUCAUAUGAGGAUUGUAAGUGAGAGGUUACAGGAUGGCAGGACAUACAACACACCAACAGCCUCAGAAGUUGCAGCACUAAUUCCUGGGGAUUUCAGUCUGGAUAUGGACAAGAGGGACAUCGUUCUACAACAAAAAUCAGGCAAAUUGAUGAGGAUAAACGAGAUUCAUGCUUCAUAUCUUGCACUUCAAUAUCCUCUUCUGUUUACGUAUGGAGAAGAUGGAUUCAGACUUGGAAUUAAGAAAGGAUCAACUAAAGUUACGAGAAAACAGAAGAAGCCAAAUAUAAGUAUGAGGCAAUUCUUUGCUUUUCGUCUGCAUGAACGUAAGAACGAAUCUCAUUGUCUCCUACAUUCUCGAAGACUGUUUCAGCAGUUUGUUGUUGAUGCCUUCACAACCAUUGAAUCUAACCGCCUAAGAUAUUUGAAGUUAAACCAGCCUUCUUUGCGUAGUGAUAGCUAUGACUCCAUUAAAGAGUCUGAGAAUGCGGGAAAAGUGGAUAUGUCUGAGCAGGGAUCUGAGUUUACGUUACCAGCUUCUUACGUAGGGAGUCCCAGAUACAUGAAGAAUUGUUACUUGGAUGCUAUGACUAUAUGUAAACAUUUUGGAUUCCCAGAUUUCUUCAUCACUUUCACAUGUAAUCCUAAGUGGCCAGAGAUCACAAGAUAUGUGAAAGCCAGGAAGCUAAAGGCAGAAGAUAGAUCAGACAUUAUUUGUAGGAUCUUCAAAAUGAAACUUGAUUCACUCAUGGAUACUUUGACGAAGAAGAAUAUAUUGGGAGAGACCAAUUCAUCUAUGUACACAAUUGAGUUCCAGAAACGUGGAUUGCCACAUGCUCACAUUCUCUUAUUCAUGAAGAAGAUUAAGCCGACUACAACAGACGACAUUGACAGCAUAAUAUCUGCAGAGAUUCCAAAUAAAAAAGAAGAACCUGAGCUUUAUGAGAUCAUUAAGGAUAUGAUGAUUCGUGGACCUUGUGGAGCUGUUAAUAUGAAUUCCCCCUGUAUGGAGAAUGGUCGUUGCUCUAAGUCAUAUCCUAAAUCAUUUGCUGAGACCACCACUAUUACUAAAGAAGGGUUUCCGGUUUAUAGAAGGCGUCAACAGUCUGAACACUAUGUUCUGAAGAAUGGAGUGAGAUGUGACAACCGAUACGUCAUUCCCUAUAACAGGCAAUUAUCUCUUCUUUACAGGGCUCACAUCAACGUUGAGUGGUGCAAUCAAACGGGGUCUAUAAAGUAUUUAUUCAAAUACAUAAAUAAAGGUCAAGAUCGUGUGACAGUGGCUGUUGAACCCCCAGAUCACAUUGUUGCAAAUGAGCUAGGAGAAGGCGAGGUUACUAAAGAGAAGAUUGAACAAAAAAGGAAUGAACUCAAGGAAUUCUUUGAUUGCAGUCUGAUUUUAAUUUUUUUUUUGGCCAGAUACGUCUCUACAUGUGAAGGAACCUGGAGAGUGUUCAAAUUUCCUAUUCACUAUCGUUCAACUGCUGUAGAGAAGCUUAGUUUUCAUCUUCCCGGGAAACAAGUUGUUACUUUCAGAGGAAAGGAUAAACUGAAAGCAGUCAUCAGUCGGAAGCUCAUUAAAAAUACAAUGUUCUUGGCUUGGUUUGAGUUAUGUAAAAUUGACUCCCUUGCAAAAACAUUGACCUACGCCCAGAUUCCUAACUUCUUUAUCUACGAUAAGAAAUCAAAGAUGUGGAAAAGACGGAAACGAGGUUUUGCUCUUGGGAGAAUUAAUUAUGCUCCACGGACCCAGGAAGAUGCUUACUUCUUGCGUGUACUUUUGAAUGUUGUGAGAGGACCCACCAGUUAUGAAGACAUCAAAACUUAUGAAGGUGUUCUUUAUCCAGGCUACAAAGAAGCAUGUUAUGCCCGUGGGUUACUAGAUGAUGAUCAGGAGUACAUUGAUGACAUAGUAAGGAGAUCUUACGAGAGCACAGCAAGAGAGCUACGGAAAGUGUUUGUCAUGAUGCUUAUGAAUAACACUUUAUCUGCGCCGGAGACUGUCUGGGAAAGCACUUGGGAGUUAUUGUCUGAAGAUAUUGAGCACAACAUGAGGAAAAAUUUCAACAGACCAGGUCUAAUGCUGAGUGAUGACGAGAAAAAGAAGUAUGCUUUGCUAGAGAUUGAAUCACUCCUAAGACGCAAUGGUACUUCAUUAGAAAGAUUUACCACUAUGCCUAAGCCACCUAAGACAAGUAGUCAUGAUUCCAACGUCCUGGUAUUGGAAGAACGCAGCUAUUGCCGCUCUACUUUGUUAGAAACUCUUGAUAGAGAUAUUCCGAAGAUGACUUUGGAGCAAAGGAAAAUAUAUGAUCAGAUUCUUGCGGCUGUGAAUGAAGCAGAUGGUGGUAUGUUUUUUGUGAGCGGUUUUGGAGGAACUGGGAAAACUUUUCUCUGGAAGUUACUCUCUGCAGCUAUCAGAUCUCGAGGAGAGAUUGUUCUAAACGUGGCCUCAAGUGGAAUUGCGUCAUUGUUGUUACCAGGGGGUCGGACAGCUCAUUCCAGAUUUUCUAUUCCUCUAAAUCCAGACGAGUUUUCUUCAUGUACCAUGAGACAUGAAACAGACCAAUCGGAUUUAGUGAAAGCGGCAUCACUUAUUAUAUGGGAUGAAGCUCCAAUGAUGAGCAUACAUUGUUUUGAAGCUCUGGAUAGAAGUUUAUCUGAUAUUGUUGGAAAGCACGACAAACAGCCAUUUGGUGGAAAGGUCAUUGUUUUUGGAGGUGAUUUUAGACGGGUUUUGCCUGUUAUAAAUGGAGCUGGAAGAGCUGAGAUUGUGAUGUCUGCACUGAACUCAUCUUAUCUUUGGGAGCAUUGCAAAGUGCUGAAGCUGACUAAAAAUAUGAGAUUGAUGUCGGGUGGAUUGUCAGUAGAAGAGGCAAAGGAACUCAAGGACUUCUCGGAGUGGAUAUUAAAAGUCGGUGAUGGUAAACUUUCUGAACCUAAUGAUGGUCAAGCAGAGAUUGAUAUCCCCGAGGAAUUUUUGAUUACUGAUUCCAACGAUCCUAUAGAAGCCAUCAGCAGAGCUAUUUAUGGUGAUUCAAAUUCAUUGCAUGAAAACAAAGAGGCGAAGUUUUUUCAAGAGAGAGCUAUCCUUUGUCCAACUAACGAGGAUGUCAAUGUAGUUAAUGAAUUUAUGUUGGAUAAGCUACAAGGUGAGGAAAAAAUUUAUAACUCGGCUGAUAGCAUAGAUCCUUCGGAUACAGGUUCUGUAAACAACGAAGCUCUUGGUCCUGAUUUUCUAAACACCAUUAAAGUUCCUGGUCUACCAAACCAUAGUCUUAGACUAAAGGUUGGUUGUCCGGUUAUGGUACUGAGAAACAUAACACCUAUUGAUGGCUUGAUGAAUGGGACUAGACUUCAGAUCACUCAGCUCAUGGACUUUAUGGUUCAAGCCAGAAUUAUAACAGGAGAAAGAGUUGGGGAAAUUGUUGAUAUUCCUAGAUUGUUGAUAACUCCAUCAGACACGAGAUUGCCUUUUAAAAUGCGGAGAAGGCAGCUGCCUCUUGCUGUUGCUUUUGCAAUGACGAUUAACAAAAGUCAAGGUCAAUCUCUAUCUGAAGUUGGUCUCUAUCUACCUAGACCUGUUUUUUCACAUGGGCAGCUAUAUGUUGCUGUUUCUAGAGUGACUUCAAAAAAAGGUUUGAAGAUUUUGAUUUUAGACAAAGAUGGUAAUCCCCAGAAGAAAACUAUGAAUGUGGUUUUCAAACAAGUUUUCGACAACCUCUAA
Messenger RNA from Raphanus sativus (radish), 4263 nucleotides. RefSeq lists its product as uncharacterized. The record is from RefSeq and is a predicted model, not a curated record. Gene Ontology annotation, biological process: telomere maintenance; DNA repair. The transcript has 6 exons. Gene Ontology annotation, molecular function: DNA helicase activity. Bases 1 to 4263 code for a protein of 1420 amino acids. Lineage: Eukaryota; Viridiplantae; Streptophyta; Magnoliopsida; Brassicales; Brassicaceae.